Molecule: messenger RNA, 1350 nt
Organism: Cladophialophora yegresii CBS 114405
Lineage: Eukaryota; Fungi; Ascomycota; Eurotiomycetes; Chaetothyriales; Herpotrichiellaceae
Exons: 1
Coding region: 1-1350 (449 amino acids)
Source: RefSeq, a predicted model, not a curated record
AUGCCAGUUUUCGAGCGGAUGCGAAGAAAGCUGUCACGGGCCAAGUCCGCACCCGAUGCCCUAGAAGACACGGACGGCGAACAGGUACAGUUGCAGCGGUGGCCAAGCAACGCCUUGUUCUUGACGCCUUCGGACGAGCAGCUUGUUUCUAAGCUUGCUUUCACGCCAGAGACGGCCAUCAUUGAACGAGCACCUCGCCAUUAUGCCCCUUCCUCGAUCGCGACUCGAUCGUCUGAAAGGACAGUAUUCAACAAUGUCGAAUCAGGCUUCCUUUCACUCCCGACAGAAAUGCUGAUGACGCUGCAACCAUACCUGACUCCGAGCAGUGAGGUUGCACUUCGCCAUUCAUGUUCCCGAUUCUUCCAUCUCUACAGGAUGCCGUCCUUUGUCUUGACAGGCUCGGAGCUCUUCGACUUUCUUUGCAUGACUGAACGGGACCAGGAUCCCACUGAACUGGAUAGACUGGUUUGUAGCAAAUGUCAAACGCUGCACAACCGGUCCAGUUUUCCCAGCUCUGAAAUCAAACAAGAGUCCAGGUCUCGAGACUGCCGACAGGUCUGGCUGUGUCCGCACCGUUAUCUCGGUUACCAGAAGACGACCCGCACCAUAAAGGCUGGCGUGGAUUCCCCCUUCCGGGUUGAGACGCUGGAACCUUGUUCGAGGUGUAGAAACUCCAUCCGCAACAGGUCUGUCGCUGAUCGUCCGGAGAAGGGGACAUCCAUGACGGAUCUCGAAAGUCCAAAAGCCGAGUCUCUUUUGAUUUCCAAGAUUGGCAUCCUCGGGGCACCGUCGCCACUAUACAAUACGAGGACAACCGGCGGCAGCGGCAUGUACAAAGAAGUGUUUCAAGUCAAGGAUGUUUCUGCCGCUCUUCAGGCCAUAGACUUUCGUCUUUGUCCGCACCUGAAGCUCGGCGAUCCCUAUAUCCUCAGCAAAUUCUGCAGAGCAUGCAUCAACACUCAGCGCCUGCCUCCCGGCGUGAAGGGCCCACCGUGCAUCAACGAAGCCAAAAGAGACUUCGGAGGAAAGCGCGCGGGCGCGAAGUGUAAAGGCUCCUGUUUUACCCGGGGGUGCAAAACGCAAUUCAUGUUUCAGGCCCGCGAAAGCCUGUCGCCCGAUGCCUCCGGCAGAAGACAAGUCUGGCUGAUCAUUGUUGUUUAUCGCUGGCUUGGUCCGUUGCUGAGUGACGGUCGGGAUUCCACCUGGACCAACCACGCGAUUGACCAUCAAGAAAGAAAAGACAUGCGAACGAAGUGGGCAGAAUGGGAACGGGCAAAUCGAGCUGGACGGCAGUGUAUGCCGAAUUGGGACAUAUGUCUCCUUCACCCGGAAGAUUCGAACUUGCGCUGA